UUUCCUUUUUUUGACUGUCAAUUAAUAAAAAUGGCUGCAAUGAACCCAGAAUACGAUUAUUUAUUCAAAUUGUUGCUUAUUGGUGAUUCUGGUGUUGGCAAGUCUUGUAUACUCCUCAGAUUUGCUGAUGACACAUACACAGAGUCAUAUAUUUCUACAAUUGGUGUUGACUUUAAAAUUCGUACAAUUGAAUUGGAGGGAAAGACAAUUAAGCUACAAAUUGAGCGUUUCCGUACAAUAACUUCUAGUUAUUACCGGGGCGCUCAUGGAAUAAUUGUCGUUUAUGAUAUUACUGACCAGGAUUCUUUCAACAAUGUCAAACAAUGGUUGCAGGAAAUUGAUCGAUAUGCUUCUGAGAGUGUGAACAAAUUGUUGGUUGGUAAUAAAUGCGAUUUGACUAAUAAACGUGCUAUCGAGACUAAUGUUGCGAAGGAAUAUGCUGAUCAAUUGAACAUUCCAUUUUUGGAAACCUCAGCAAAGAAUUCGACAAAUGUUGAACAGGCAUUCACGACUAUGGCAACUGAAAUUAAAAAUCGUAUGGGUCCACUGCAACAGACUGGAGCAAAUGCUUCUGCGGUGCGCAUUGGGCCGUCGCAACCUGUUCAGGAUAAGAAAUCUGGAGGAUGUUGCUAA
This is a messenger RNA of Meloidogyne enterolobii, 633 nucleotides long. The record is from the annotation of a GenBank genome assembly. NCBI's taxonomy places the organism in Eukaryota, Metazoa, Nematoda, Chromadorea, Rhabditida, Meloidogynidae.